Messenger RNA from Suhomyces tanzawaensis NRRL Y-17324, 315 nucleotides. RefSeq lists its product as uncharacterized. The record is from RefSeq and is a predicted model, not a curated record. NCBI's taxonomy places the organism in Eukaryota, Fungi, Ascomycota, Pichiomycetes, Serinales, Debaryomycetaceae. The transcript has a single exon. Bases 1 to 315 code for a protein of 104 amino acids.
AUGGCCCUUAGAAACUAUCUCUACGCCAAACACGGCAACACGGCUACCGCCACCAAGAUCAACAAGGUAGAGCCUGCUCCAGCAGAAACCACAGACUCCCAGACUACAGUGUCAGGAUGUUCUAGCAACAGACAGCUUGUGUUAGAAGACGGCACCACUCAGUGCCGCAACUGCGCCGACUGUCCCAAGAAACACGCUGACCACGACAUGAUUCCCAAGGUGAUGGUCGAGGUGAACCGCGAGGAGCUCAGUCAUCGUGUGGACCACACGCUCGCCAACAAGCUUCAGGAGAUCGACUUUACCCACUCGAUGUGA